This is a messenger RNA of Orbicella faveolata, 813 nucleotides long. RefSeq lists its product as uncharacterized. NCBI's taxonomy places the organism in Eukaryota, Metazoa, Cnidaria, Anthozoa, Scleractinia, Merulinidae. The record is from RefSeq and is a predicted model, not a curated record.
GUCCCUGAGCAGGAACAUUUUGAUCCUCGAGUCGAACGGAAAAUUGGUGCUCGAAACGCUCAGUUGCGGCUGAAUCCUAAUGCACAGGAGUUUACGAGUUGGUCAGUAGGUCCCACUGUACCCGUUGCGCAUCCAGGAGCAACUAAUCCUACCUUGCCUGGAGGAAUUGUGGAUAAGAUGGCAUUAACCAUAAAGCAGGGAUUUGCAUUGCCGAAAAAGGAAUUGACUGUGUUCGAUGGUGAUCCUCUCGAGUACUGGAACUUUAUCAAAUCGUUUGAAAACAGCAUCGUGAGCAAUGAAGCCAGCGAAAGUGAAAAACUCAUGUAUCUCCUUCAGUAUACAUCUGGAGUGGCAAAGGACACGAUCAAGUGUUGUUUAGUCAUGGAUUCAUCCCUGGGAUACCGAAAGGCGAGAGAGCUGCUGGAAGAACGAUUUGGACACCCCUUCACAAUUGCCUCGAAAUACGUAACCAAGUUAACAGAAGGACCCCCGCUUAAACCAUGGGAUCGCGCGGGACUACUUGCAUUUGCGGACAGAUUGAAAGACUGUCAACACACUUUGGAAUCCAUUGGAUAUCUGGAGGAGAUCAAAAGUGCAGACAACUUAAGAAGAAUUGUCCAGAGACUGCCGUUCCAUCUCCGUACCAAGUUUGUGGAACUAGCGGACCAAAUUCAGCAAGCUGGUCAAAGGACAAAUAUCAGCCACAUCGCCGAGUUUGUCCAAGUCAAGGCGAGAGCUGCCAAUAACCCAGUGUUUGGUUGCGUGGUAGAGGUUGCGCAUGACAGAGAAUCAGAGGCGAAAACCAAAGGGUAG